UCUGCUAAUUGGUGUCUUUUACUACUUUUCCUGUGCAUCAUAUACAAAUAAUUGGAGAAGUGAGCAGAAGUCUUCUUUGAAGUCAUCACAGAGACUAAAUACUCGAAACAGAAAGAAAAUGGCAUCAUUUAGUGCUUCUGAUCCUGUGUACUAUGAUACUAUUGUUGUUCAACAUCCAGAUUUAUAUUACAGAUUAGUUCAUUUGGAUUUGAAAGGAGCUCCACCAAAAAUUAGUUACCUUCAACAGAUGAUACCAUUAUUUGCUAAGUGGGGUGCUAAUGGUUUGCUGGUAGAAUAUGAAGACAUGUUUCCAUAUAAAGGUGAAUUAUCUACACUGGCAGCAGCUGAUGCAUAUAG
Messenger RNA from Saccoglossus kowalevskii, 357 nucleotides. Its product is annotated as hexosaminidase D-like. The record is from RefSeq and is a predicted model, not a curated record. Gene Ontology annotation, molecular function: hexosaminidase activity. Gene Ontology annotation, biological process: carbohydrate metabolic process. NCBI's taxonomy places the organism in Eukaryota, Metazoa, Hemichordata, Enteropneusta, Harrimaniidae.